This is a messenger RNA of Suillus subaureus, 1302 nucleotides long. RefSeq lists its product as uncharacterized. The record is from RefSeq and is a predicted model, not a curated record. NCBI's taxonomy places the organism in Eukaryota, Fungi, Basidiomycota, Agaricomycetes, Boletales, Suillaceae. The transcript has 3 exons. The coding region runs from base 272 to 1051 and encodes 259 amino acids.
GGCACGGAAUUUCGCACAGCUUGGCACGUGACUCAUUCAACACUCAGACUUAUCUGUCUCGUCGCAAACAGAGUCGUGUUCACGCACGCCUGCCCCAUCGUAUGGCAUCGGAGAGAAGAUGGUGAUAUGGGGUUUAUGUGGGGAUCAUCGACUAUCGCAAGAGUCCGGUUUGCUCUGAUCGCUCUGUCCUUGAUGUCUCACUUCGUUGUAUUUGCUCCGUCGGUUGUCACUUCGCUUUUUUUGUUCUGUUUUCCACUGGUUCGUCAGUGCGAUGUUCCUUUCGAAAGUACUGUGCCGUGUUGCGCGCGUCCUGGGUGAACCUUGUUGUCCACCACAUUCAGUUGCGUAUGUGCCUUCUGACUACCUAAAUGCUGUUUAUUAUCCGCGAUACCAUCUAUCGUCCUUUGCUUCUCCCAAAAACCCUUGCUCCUGGCUGUCACGAGCUCUUGUCGAACAUGGCUGGAUUUCUAAUUCAUGCCAUGCGCGAUUUGCGGGAUGCGUUCCGUUUGACAGCGACUUGGUUGUAGCGACUCACCGAUCAUCAGGUUUCUUGUGUUCCGUCGGUUGGCUUCUGGUCAUUCUGUUGAUGUGUACUCGUGUGCUCUUGCCUCUCGACCGUUCACCCCAUCGCUUCCGGCACAGUCCUAUUGUGCUCGGAAACAAAUUAAGUAAUUUGUCAGCACCAUAUUUGGCUCGAUGCGCUGACUCCCUCCCUGGCGGUGGUGUUCGUCGUACGAAAGCUGCUAAUGUUCGUAUUAAAUUGCAACAUUUUCUUGACCUUCGUGCUCUUCCCCUCCCUUUAAUCCAGCCUAGGAGGUUGGCGCAAUUCGCUGAUGUUGGCCGACACCUGUUGCCUCUAUGGUAUGCAUACCUUGCUCAUGUCUAUGGUGAUGAGGUGGCCGCAGCACUCCGUCUCCCUCCUCGUCUGACGUAUGUUUCUCUCCUGUGUUCGGAUAAUACGAUCUCGUGGUCUACCUUUGAUCUCGCCGCUUUGACGAGGACAAAAGGUGGCGGAAGAUCACAGCAUCGAGGAGUGGCCGACAUACACUAGAGGCGCGAGAAGCGUCGGACGAAUUUUCAAGGACGCAUUACUCAACUCCACUGGCGGCCAUUGCUUUUGACGGCGCAAUAAUCGGGCCAGGAGGAUACGGUCGACACCUCAAAGGCGCUCUAGUGCAGGUGUACGUCGCACUAAGACACACCAGGGGCGAAAGGAUCAGCACGUACAGAGCCAAAAUCACAGCCAUGAGAGUGCUGGCACUGCCCCACGGAUCAUAGAAGGAAACCCGCCGAUGUAUGGUG